AUGUCCGGCCCAGAGGAAUCUACAAGCUCGUUCUUUGUGGGCGGAAAGCCUCCGAACUAUGAGGAUGUCGAAACCAUAACUGUUGACCCAAACCCAAAGCUGCUGCUCCGAUUAGAAGUCUGGUAUUUCUCCAGUGACGGUAGAUCGCAAAAGAAGAACAAAAGAUUUGCCGAGGCAUUUAAGGAGGCCAGUCUGGAGAACUGGGAUGUGAAGGAAGUCGCCGUGAUUGAACCAGAUGGCGCUUCUAAUCGCGUGGUUGCACUCGAGUCUCGUAGUAUUGUAGCUGAUAUUGUGAUUGUCUCUUUCAAGGUUGAAUUCAAGCAUAAUGAGUAUACCGACAACGAUCCCAACGGCAGAGCUCAGAACCAUACCCGAGAGCUCUGCAGGCGUAUCAUUCCAUCUGUCGUCUUUCGGUUCUUUCUCAAUAUUCACAGCAAGCCCCAUACUAUGAGUCUGGUUGCUCGUAACGUGUCGCCUGAGCACCAGCAGAGAUAUUGUCAGCUUUUCAUUAUCAAUAAGCUGAACAUUCGUGUGGACCAACUUUUGACACCCACUGGAGUAGACGAUGCAUGUAUCGAUGAAAUUGUUGCUCGAUUAUCUACUCUACCCAAUGCCCUUUCAACGCUAUCGCAGAUUGUGGAGAUAUUUUCUAUAUACCAGCUCCUCCACGGGCAAACCGUACCCCAAUUUUCAUUCAUGCACAAGCAAGAUGCUGAUCAAGUCUUCAAUGUGCGAACAUCCGUUCUUGGGGAUAUUGAAUCCCUUGUCAGGAUCGCAGAAGAGGUACUGAGACCAUUGUACGAGGCCAACGUGGAUCAGGCAGCGGCGGAGAAGUUGGCGACGGAGUUCCAAGUCGACUUUGCAGAUGUAAUGGGCAAUCUAGGGGAAGUAAAAAGCAACUUAUGUUUUACUCCUCAGCAAUUGUAUGAAACUGGCCUGAAUCUCCGCACAGCAAAUACCAUGCUCUCAAGAGCAAGAGACUUUCUAGGGCCGCAUCUAGAGCGUCAAGUCGAGCGAUAUGAGAACGAUAUGCGAUUACCUAAAAAUAUUCGAUUUGGAAGUGUAAUAGCUGGUGCAAGUACUGGAGGAGCCAUUCUUCUUGGUGGUUUGGCUUCAAAUCCUUUGACUUUGACGAUCGCUGUGUUUUUGUACGCGGCUGUAGCAGCGCAGAGCAAUAUUGGGGCGAUUUCGAAGAAGAGUGAAGCAAUCAAAACAUUUUUACGAGAUUUAAAAGACAUGGCGGAUGUGUUUGACGAGGCCCGGAGGUCUGUGGCCGUGGCAGUUUGUCAGGACGUUUUUAACAUAGGGCUCGAUGAUUUGGGACAGCACGAGCGAGCGGCAAUUCUGAACAGCUUUGGUAUUGAUGUUAGUGCAUUGAGGCACGAAGAGUAUCGCCAGAGUCUUGUUGAGAGCAGUAUUGAGAAGCUGAUGACUUAUUAUAAAGAGAUGGGAACAGAUUUUGAGCACAUGGUUAGGGUGUGUGGGCAUGAACUAAAUGAUGCAAAGGUGCCACUGUAA
Messenger RNA from Trichoderma breve, 1518 nucleotides. RefSeq lists its product as uncharacterized. Lineage: Eukaryota; Fungi; Ascomycota; Sordariomycetes; Hypocreales; Hypocreaceae. The coding region runs from base 1 to 1518 and encodes 505 amino acids. The transcript has 6 exons. The record is from RefSeq and is a predicted model, not a curated record.